CUCCUCCUCCUCCCUCUCCGCCGCUUCCACAGCGCUGCAGGUUGAAUCCAUUGCCCCAGUUUCCUGUCACAUGGCUUGGAAAUAGGAUCCCUGCUUUCUACUAUCUGGUCCCGUCUUUGCGGUGUCACAGUAGUAGCGGCUGGAGGACCCGCGCUGAAGUUCCGGGACUUUUAACGCCGGCCACACAUCGGCUCGUGCACAGAGCCAGACCGUCCGUCCGUCCGUCCGUCCGCCGGUUGCGCAUCCGUCCCUCCGUCCGUCCGUCAGGCUGCACUUCACCUGAGAGCUGCUUCUGACUCUUCGGGCGCACGAUGGAUUCCUGGACGGCCACCGCCGCGCUCCUGCUCCUCGGGGCUCUGUCUGCUGCGGCGUUUACUCAUUUCGACACCGAGUGUUACACUGCCAACGGAGAGGACUACAGGGGUUUCCAGAACCAGACCAGUCUGCACGGUGGAAAACCCUGCCUCUUCUGGAACGAGACCUUCCAGCACCCUUACAACACCCUCAAAUAUCCCAACGGAGAGGGCGGUUUGGGCAGCCACAACUACUGCAGGAACCCCGACGGGGACGUUCAGCCGUGGUGCUACAUUGCAGAUCACGAAGACGGGAUCUACUGGAGAUACUGCGACAUCCCUACGUGCCAAAUGCCUGGGAACUUGGGCUGCUUCAGAGACAGCGGCGACCCGCCCACCCUGUCCGGGUCCAGCGAGACCUCCAACAAACUCACCAUCCAGAACUGCAUCAGCUUCUGCAGGAAGCAGAAAUACAAGCUGGCCGGCAUGGAGUCGGGCUACGCCUGUUUCUGUGGCAACGAGGUGGACCUGCGAGACCACGGCGAGUCGCCCGGCAUGGAGUGUAACCACGUUUGCUUCGGCGACCACACGCAGCCCUGCGGCGGAGACGGCUGGGUCAUCAUCUUCGACACUCGAGUUGGUGCUUGUGGUGGAAACUACACCGCUCCAUCAGGAGUUGUCUACUCCCCCGACUUCCCCGACAAAUACAGUCCUGGCCGUGUUUGCUACUGGACCAUCAGGGUCCCCGGGUCCUUCGCCAUCCUCUUCAACUUCACCUUCUUCGACAUUUCCGAUCAGAGGGACAUGGUGGAGCUGCUGGAUGGUUACACCAACCGGGUGGUGGCGCGCUUCGACUGGCGCAGCCCCCCGCGCCAGCUGCUCAACGUCACGGGCGACUUCGUCAUACUCUACUUCUACUCGGACCGCACCAACCAGGCCCAGGGCUUCGCUCUGCUUUACCAAGCCCUGAGAAGCCAAGUCAACCUGACGGCGAAGGCUGCAGGGGACAAAGAGAGCGCCGUGUCCAGCACGGCGGGGCCGCGUCCGGCCGGCGCCGUCACAGAGCGGUCCAACAGCACCUCCAACGGACGGUCCUCCCAGAUCCUCUACGUGAUCACGUCCAGCCCCGGGAAGCCGGAGCACAACAUCCCAGGUCAGUGGGCUGGACGCGGCGAGACCACGGGCCACAACGCCAUGUGGACCAUCUACGCUCUGGCCGCCCUCCUCAUUCUCACUGUGGUCGCCAUGGUGGCAAAGCUCCUGCUGCACAUCACCGUCAAGUCUCCAAACAUCCCCACGGUGAGCGGCUCAGACAGCUGCAGCCAGAGCACCGCGUCCUCCGAGCCUUGGAUCAUCCUGUACCGUCCCUCCACCAUCUCCCUCUUCAAGAAGAAACUAAAGAACCACCACGGUGACCUCAGCCCUCUGGUGGGCAACUAGCGCCACUGCCGCCCUGCGCCAUUAACCAAACGCUGCCAUCAACCAUGACCACGCUGGCCCUCAGACUCAAACUCCACCAGCCUCUAUUAGGUCAUCAAAUGACAACGGACCGAGUCACUGCUACCGCGUGGCCCGCGCGUCCCAGUGGCCGAGCCUCUCGGACCCGUGGAGGAGGGAGGCAGCGGCCGCAGCGUGGGAACAGGCAGCGACAGUCGGCUGAAGCCAGAUCUGCAGCUCGGACACAGAUUCAAGGACGCUUCUCGUCUGCAGCGAGCUUCUCCUGUCCCAACGGGCUCCAUUUCCCUCAUCGUCAGAAGUCCAGUCAACAAACCUCCAGAAACCCGUCCGUGUGUGGGCUCGCUGCAUAGACAGCACAGCAGCCCAGCAGUCUGUACCGUCACCGUCUGUGUUCAGCUGAGGUUUAACUCGUCUCGGUGGCAACCAAAUCUUCAUCAGUAUCAAGGAGAAGAUGAAGCACUGGAGUCUUUACUACACACCCACAGACUGUAGCAGCUUUACAGUCUCCUUUAACUGCCUCAUACUGACUAUGAACACCUGCCAAAUACCAGAAUCAUCCCAUCCAAAGAGUACCUGUGUUUGCCCAUAUGCAAAGUGCUAAUGUUUGACCCGUUUGUAUGUGACAACUGUCCUUUUGGGAGGGAAGCAGGACACAAAUGCGACGCAGAAGGUAGAAAUCACAGCACUUCAGGGAUGAAUCAUCCCCGUAAAACGAGAUCAGAGCGCACUCGCCCACUCGCCGCCUCAGAGGGGGAUCGUGUGGAUUUGGGUGGAGGCAGACUAAGCUGCCUUUUAGGGCAGAUGUGAGGUUUGUUGUUUUUCGCCGGUCUGAUGCUGUUCAAGUGCCUUACGGAGCCACCUCUUCCCUCGGCUCUGAUCCCCGGCGUGUGUUUCUGGGUCCCUCUUAGCCGUUGUCUCCGAAUCAGUGGAUGCGGGAAGCUUCACUUUUCAAAUAGGGCAUCCACCAUUUACAUGUAACAUACAGUAGGAAAGGAUGCCAGAUUCUGUUUGGUGAUCGACAUGCUCAACACAACACCUCUUCAUACCGGAUGAUUUGUCUCAUAGUAAAAAGUAGCAUUCGUGAACCAGAGACUUUACGUGGUCAUGGACUUUAAAGGCUUUAAAGCAACUGUUCAUUUCUGGUUUCUUUGUGCACGGACAUUUACUGAACAUAUUGUUCACAUUAAGUUGUCUUUGGAUUACAGGGGGAUGAGCAUUGUUGUAUAUUGUGUAAUUCAGUGUGGGAAUGAUGAUAUUUAUGUCCCGCUCUUUCAUUUUGUGUCUCUGCGAAGCGUUUGAAAGACUCGUCAAAGUGUUUUUUGUUCUUAGCUUAAAAGUGGAACGCGGCCCUUUUUUUCUUUCUUCUUUCUCGCUUCUCUUUGCAGUAAAUUGCCUAAAAUCACAAGACACUGCAGGACCUGAAGCUUUUACCUGUCACCUUGAUUUCAGGCCAGAAGGUCGACUGCAAACACUAUACCCACACAGGAAUAUAUCAAAAGCACUCGAUGGCACUGCGCACAAGCUUGAAAGCACUUUUGUAGCUGUGAUGCUUUGAGUGCGUUGCUGUGACAUUUUAACUACUUGUGAAAGGUCAAAAUCUGCUGUUGUGCCACUGGAAUUGUAAUUGGUCUUCACUGCUUUGGGUCCAGACGUUAACUUGGAUUUCUCUGCAGAAAAUCUCCUUCAUAAGCUUCUGAUCACUGUCGGAAUAAACAAAGAAGAGCUUUGAAUGUUACUGCACUUAAACGAUCUGCCUAAAAGAUAAAACAGUACUUAUUCAAUUCUGCAAAACAACAACUGCACAUACUUUCCGCAACAACCUUAGCACUUGACAAACAAGGCUCUGCUACACAAAGUCAAAGGGUUUGUCGUUUUGGGGAGUCCGAUAAAGAAGCCUGUAAGAAUGUCGCCGUGUGCUCUCUUCUGCCUGUCCCCUCAACUGGAACUCAUGUUAAUUAUUGCCCCCAGGUUUGUGAUGUUCAGAGCAGGCCAAGCGUGGAUAGAUUGAGAAGAGAGAGCAGCGAUGUGACCGCGACACGAGUGUGUGGGUUCAAAUCAACGCCGCCUAACGAGAGCUGACAGUCAAAACCUACCAGGGCUGCGCUUGUUUGGAUUGCCUGGCUUCUUAUGCAAAGUACAGUUUUCUGUCCUGUCCUCCAGUGAGUGGGAAAAAUCCCUCCCUCGCUAUGUUCUAAGCGACAAUACGUUCAGAUUUUUAGUGAUGUGAAUGUGUGGUGAAGCUCUGCGCCAGAAGGGAGAGAACCGGACCAUGACCUGGAGGGUAAAAACAUUGUUUUCAUGGAAUUGUAAAUAGGAAACUAAAAUAGUGAAAUUCUUAAUUUAUACAGUAAAUUAUUGUUAUUUUGUACGUGAAUGGGACAUAAUCUAUCUUUUGUAUAAGUGAAGUACCUUUGUAGAUUUAUUUAAUGUGUCUUGGUUGCAAAUAAACUGUAUGCAUGUUUCUUAA
This is a messenger RNA of Betta splendens (Siamese fighting fish), 4218 nucleotides long. RefSeq names its product kringle containing transmembrane protein 1 (gene kremen1). The record is from RefSeq and is a predicted model, not a curated record. The transcript has 9 exons. The coding region runs from base 312 to 1733 and encodes 473 amino acids. Gene Ontology annotation, cellular component: plasma membrane. NCBI's taxonomy places the organism in Eukaryota, Metazoa, Chordata, Actinopteri, Anabantiformes, Osphronemidae. Gene Ontology annotation, biological process: multicellular organism development.